Molecule: messenger RNA, 522 nt
Organism: Knipowitschia caucasica
Lineage: Eukaryota; Metazoa; Chordata; Actinopteri; Gobiiformes; Gobiidae
Source: the annotation of a GenBank genome assembly
AUGAAGAAAGUCUCUGUGAGCGGCAAAGACCGAGGGUCUGCUGUAAACGGAGACAGAAGGAUGCAGGACUUCAACUACCUUUACAGUAACUGCUUCGAGAUCACUCUGGAGCUGAGCUGUGAUAAGUUCCCAGCGGCGUCUGCGUUGCCUCGAGAGUGGCUCGCCAACCGGGAGGCGCUGGUGUCGUACCUGGAGCAGGUCCAUCAUGGAAUCAAGGGCAUUAUCUACGACGAGAACAACAAUCCAGUGGGAAAAGCUGAGAUCUCUGUGUCUGGAGUGAACCACGACGUGACCAGCGGAGCGGAUGGAGACUACUUCAGGCUCCUGCUGCCGGGAACCUACACAGUGACGGCCUCUGCUGCAGGGUACCUCCCCUCCACCACCACAGUCACAGUCGGCCCCGCGGAAGCCAUUUUGCUAAACUUUUACUUGAAACCAGCACCAAAACAAAGCCUGAAAGUGAAGCCCCACAAGAGGAACCUGUCGUCGCACAAGGCCCCGCUCAAACUGGGCCCCAGAUGA